Plasmodium gaboni is the source of this 3897-nucleotide messenger RNA. RefSeq lists its product as hypothetical. The record is from RefSeq and is a predicted model, not a curated record. The coding region runs from base 1 to 3897 and encodes 1298 amino acids. Gene Ontology annotation, molecular function: nucleic acid binding. The transcript is spliced from 2 exons. Lineage: Eukaryota; Apicomplexa; Aconoidasida; Haemosporida; Plasmodiidae.
AUGAAGAUUAUAAUUCUUCAGCUCUUUGUAAAGAUAUCAUUAUUUUUAUUUUUUUUUGUUCAUAAAAAUUUUAUAUAUACUUAUAAGAUCCAUGGAGGUUUCUUAAAAUAUGACAAUUAUAAUAAAAGGGGCAUAUUAUUGAGAAGCUCUUUUGAGGAGGAGGAGGAGAAAAAUGUGUAUGGUUCAGAUAUUAUGUUGAGAAAAUCUGAUACUGUGGAAAAAAAUAAGAGAAAGAUAAGAUAUUCAUUUAGUCCAAUAAAAACAAAUACUUUAAUGAAUAUAAAAAAGAAGAUUGCAUUAAAUGAAAGAAAUAAUAAUUCUGUAAAAAAUAAAAAAUAUAAUUUUACGAGGUCUGCUAUUGGGGGUGGGAAAAAGAAAAUAAGAACAAACCAAAAAAAUGAUAUACAUAAAUCAUUAAUAGAUGAUAUAAAUAAAGAAAGACUUAAAGAAAAAAUAUAUUCUAUAAAAAAUAUGGAUAAUGAUAACAAUGAUAUGAAGAUAAGAGAUGAUGAUAAUGUGAAUAUUUUACCUUUGCCUGUUGAAAAAAAUGGAGAAGGAUAUAAUUGCCUUAUAUUAUGUAAAGGUUUGCCUUUCCAUGUUGAUAAUUCUCAAAUAAUUGAAUUUUUUAAACCUUAUAAAAUUAUAGAGAAAUAUAUAAUAUUUAUGAGAGAUAAGAAAGGACAUUUUUUCGGUGAUAUAUUAGUUAGAUUUAUAAAUAAGGAACAAAAAUAUUUAGCAUUAAAAAAUAAAAAUUUUAAAUUCUUAUUACAUAGAUAUAUACAAUUAUAUCAUGUAAAUGAAGAACAUUAUGAAGAAUAUUAUAAUAUAGGUUAUAAAAAUCCUCCAGCAUAUAAAAAUUAUAUACCUAUUAAAAAUAUAAUCCUUCCAAAUACUAUCGAAGAUAACACAAGUCAUGCAUUUAAUGAUACUGAUAUUACUUAUAAUUAUAAUGAAAAUAAUCAUAAUUAUCAUUUUGGAGAUGAUCAUAUACAUUCAUUUAAUUAUAAUCAAGAUGAUGAUGAAGAAACCAAAGAACUUCGUGAUAAGGUAAAUGUAAACGGCAUAAUGUUAAAAAAUUUAUAUACAGGUAGAAAAUUAAAAGGAAGAAUUACAUCAGUUCAUUCUUAUGGGGCAUUUCUUGACUGUGAUGUGUAUAUAAAAAAUGAAGAUAAUCGAUAUAAGAAAAUUUUAGCUUUGCUUCAUAAAAAUAAAUUGACCUUAAAUGUCGGAUUAUCAACAGAUACUUCAAGUGAGAAAGAAAACAAGGAACUUAUAUUACAAAAAAAUAUGAACAUAAUAGUAUAUGUGGAUAAAAUUAUAAAGAGGGAGCUUCCUCCAUCAACAUACAAAAUAAAGAAUGAAAUGAUAAAUCAUAAAUUAAAUAAAAAUGAAUAUAAUAAUAAACAUAAUAAUGAUAUCAAUACUACUAAUUGUAGUACAGAAAAAGACAACAAUUUUAUUUUCUUUAAUUUAACUUUAGAUUCUUCAAUAACAGAAGAAAAAAUUAACUGGCUACAAAAUUUGAAGUUAAAGAAAGAUUCAAUUAAUCAAAAAAUUCUUUUAAACAAUGAAAAAGUGAAGCAGGAAAAUAAAAAAGACAUGAACAAAACUAAGAAUAAUUAUGAUAAUAAAAUGAAUAAUAAUGAUAAUAAUGAUAAUACCAUUAUCAAUAAUAAUAAUAUUAUAAGAAAAAAUCGAGUAAGCAAAGUUUUCUUGAUGAAUAAUAAAAUGUGCAAUAAUCAUUGUAUAAAUGAAAAAAAAAAAAAAAAUUAUUUUUAUAAUAAUACAUAUAAGGAAAAAUGCUCAUACGGAAAAAAUUUUAAUAUGAUAUUUGAAAAUGAAAAUGUCGAAAGAGCAAAUAUAAAUAAAAAGGAAGAUGAAAAUAUUGAAGAGAUGAAGAAAAUAAAAAAAGAGAAAAAAAAAAAAAAAAAAAAGGAAAAAAAAUUGGAACAAAGUAAAUUAAAUGAUAAUAGUAUGGAAAGUGAUGAAGCGUUUGACAAGUUUGACGAGUUUAGCGAGUUUGAUGACUUAUUUGAUAAUAAUAUAAAUGAUGAAGAUGAUAAUAAUAUAGCAAACGAUGAAUCUAUUAUAGAUACAGUGGGUCAUAUAAAUGAAAAUAUAAAUAAUAUUAACAAUAAUAAUAAUAAUGAUAAUAAUAAUAAUGAUGAUAAUUAUUAUAGAGAUGAAAUGAAUUGCAUAUUGAAAAAUAUAUAUAGUCACAAAGAAACUAAUGAUAAUAAAAAAAAGAGCUCUUCUGAUACAAAGGAAAUAAAAUCAAUGAAAAAUUCAGAUAGUAAUAAAAUGAAGAAAUACAUACAAACAAGUCAUAAUAAUGAUGAUAAGAGUGAGCAUUAUGAUGAUAGUGAUGAUAAGAGUGAGCAUUAUGAUGAUAGUGAUGAUAAGAGUGAGCAUUAUGAUGAUAGUGAUGAUAAGAGUGAGCAUUAUGAUGAUAGUGAUGAUAAGAGUGAACAUUAUGAUGAUAGUGAUGAUAAGAGUGAACCUUAUGAUAAUGGAAAAAAUAGUCCUUCCGAAUUUGAAAAGUGUAAAUCUUUUGAACGUUUAAGUGACAGAGAAAAAUGGAAAAGUGAUAUUAGAAGAGAAGAAUCAUUAUAUUAUACAAAAUUAUUUAAAUGUAAUGAAGAUAUUAAUGAUUAUUAUUCUACUGAUAAUAAGAAAGAAAGAAUAGAUGAUAAUUCAUCAGAUGAAGAUAAUUCAGAAAUGGAUGAAAUGGUAAAUGAUAAUAUGAUGUUUAAUGCGAAAUUAAAUGAAAGUAAUAAUGAAUUAAAUUAUAAAUUGAAUGAUAAUGAGAAUAAUUUUAAUAAUAAUAAUUCUUGUGAUUUCUCAUCUUUCACUGAUAUGUCUAUAGACGAAUUAAAAGAAGAAAUAUAUAAAAGAAAAUAUUUAUUACCUAUAGAUGUAACACAUGAUAAUUUAAAAAGUAGAUUAAUACAAAUAUGUAUAUGUGAAAAAAAUAAAUUGAAAUUUGAUAAUUUCCCUGUUAUUAGAUAUUAUCUAUAUGAUGUACAUUUUACAAUAGAAGAAAUUAAAAUGAUUAUAUUAACUAAUAAAAAAUUUUUAAAUAAAACAAAUAUAAAUAAAUCUUUUUUAGAUUCUUUAAAUAUAAAUGAACUCAAAUAUUUAUUACAUAAAUCAAUGGAAAAUUUCCGUUUAUGGGAACCAGAGGAUAAUAUCAAAAGAAAAAUUUUAAAUAUGAAUAAAGAUUUAUUAUUAAAACAAAAUUUAAACAAUACAGAUAAUAUUGACGAAAGAAACUUACUUAUAUUAUGGAAUGAUUUUAAAGAUUUUAUGUUAAAUUUUAUAUAUACCAUUGAUGAAAGCUCUGAUCCUUUAGAAGAUAUAAGAAAUAUAAAUAUGGAUACUAUUCAAAGCACUCGUCUCAAAAAUGAUAAUACAUAUAAUAAUAAUGAUAAUAGUUGUAAUAGUAACUUAUAUCAUAAUAAUUUUAUUUAUAGAAUGAAAAAAUUAGAAAAAGAAAACUUUUUUCUCAAACAUAAUCAACCUUUAAACAAUCAAAUACAAAAUCAAUUAAACACAAAAAAUCAUGAAAAUAAAGAUGCAUUUGAAAACGCAUGGUUAAAAUUAAAUGAAAUUAAUAAAGAAAAUGAACAGGAUUUACCACAGAAGAUAGAUGUAAAAAAAGCUAUGGCCAUUCUAAACGAUAGGUCCUUAUUAAAAAAAAUGAAAAAAUCUAUUGACGAUGUAUCAGAUGAAUAUGGAAAUAAAAAUUAUAUAAAUAAAGUUAUUCGUUCUAUUUUAAAACAUAAAAAUUAUUUUAAUGAAGAAUUAAAUGAGGAAAAAUUGAAAAAUAUGUCUUAUGAUCAGUUAUUGAUCUUGCUAGAUAAACUACCCCUCGAAAUUAUAGAAGAGUUACUGUAA